Molecule: messenger RNA, 3632 nt
Organism: Anguilla anguilla (European eel)
Lineage: Eukaryota; Metazoa; Chordata; Actinopteri; Anguilliformes; Anguillidae
Product: serine/threonine-protein kinase MARK2-like
Exons: 20
Coding region: 1236-3593 (785 amino acids)
Biological process (GO): intracellular signal transduction; protein phosphorylation; microtubule cytoskeleton organization
Cellular component (GO): cytoplasm
Molecular function (GO): tau-protein kinase activity; protein serine/threonine kinase activity; ATP binding
Source: RefSeq, a predicted model, not a curated record
CACUCUCCUCCCCUCACACUCCUCGGCGGCCAUGUUACCUGGUGCUUGUUCCGGUACCACGCUAGCUAGCCUAGCGAGCAAGAUUCAGAACAGCAGUGUCGCCUUUCGUGCACAGGAGCGGCCGUCGUUCACCUCCAAAGAUUAGCCGAUCCACAGCCCACUCAAUCACCGAGGAGGCAGUGAACGGGACGGAACCUUAUCGGAUUCUUUCAGAAACAUUGGCUUACACCCAAUCACAGCCUCUUCCGCCUCAUUACUGCAACACGACGUUUUUUCGGUUUAGCAAGCUAGCUCUUUAGCCAGGAAAGCUGGUCGACUUUUCUUUUUGUUUUCGUAUUCGUGCGUUUUGCACUAUUUUUCGGUAAGUUACGGGUAGCCCAUUUGUUAGGCCAUACUGGAUUUUUGGCUUCUGUGAAUUAUAGUUAAUUCUCCACAUUUGGGUUAUGAUUGGCUAAAUGGGCAACUAUAGCUAGGGCUAACUGAUUGGCUUUGUUUUGUUAUUCUAUUGGCGAUGGUGGGUCAAGUUCCACUAGGGCUGGCCUAAAGUGUGAAUCCCCAGGCUCGAGUUGAAGACUUUACCGGGAAAUGCGUUCUGCUGUAGCAUAUGCUUACUUCUGACACACAAGUAAUGUUAGCUUACUAGCUAAAGUAUUAUUUUCCCGGAUACUAAACUCUUUCGUUUUCCUCUACAAGGAAUGGACAACUAAUAGCUUAGCUACAUAGAUGUAACCACAACAAUCUGAUUUUAUCAAGUUCCCUGGAUGUGUUUAUCUUUCUGAUCAAGUUAGCAAUCCGGUAACUAGCUAACAAUAGCUGGCCCAUAUGUUUUGUAAUUACAAGAUAGCUAUGUCCAUUUUCACUGACGGUUGAAAAAAAACUUCAGUGAGCUGGCUAUUAGCUAGCAAUCGCCUCACCACGGACACGGACGGCUACCAGCAAGAUACUAAUGAGGAUUUCAACUUGUUGAUCACCUUAUAGUUGCCAGCUUUCAACUUUUUUCCAGACUGACAUUGCAAACAAAUGUGCGUCAGAUUCUGAAUUUCAGUUUCGUGACCCCAUUGCCCCCUCCCUUUUGAGAAUUUCUUAAAAUGUCAGCACGGACGCCAUUGUUAACAGUCAAUGAGCAUUCGUCAGACCAGAAUUGGCAGUGAUUGCUAGUUUCCACUGAAGCACCUUAAAUCACAACGGACCUAUCCACUGACCUGUAGUUUUUUGAACUCCUUGAAGAGGUUGGGAUGCAUUCUCACUCGGACUCCAAGGCGGGGGGGCGACCCAGCAUGCCGCGAUGCCAGAGCUCGGUUGCGACCACGGCGGACGAGCAGCCGCACAUCGGCAACUACCGGCUGCUGAAGACAAUCGGCAAGGGCAACUUCGCCAAGGUCAAGCUGGCCAGACACGUGCUCACCGGGAAAGAGGUGGCUGUGAAAAUCAUAGACAAGACUCAGCUCAACUCCUCCAGUCUCCAGAAGCUGUUUCGUGAAGUCAGGAUCAUGAAGCUUUUGAAUCACCCCAAUAUCGUUAAGUUAUUUGAAGUCAUAGAGACGGAGAAGACGCUGUAUCUGGUUAUGGAGUAUGCUAGUGGAGGUGAAGUGUUUGAUUACCUCGUCGCUCACGGCAGGAUGAAAGAGAAAGAGGCUCGUGCCAAAUUCCGACAGAUCGUUUCAGCUGUGCAGUACUGCCACCAGAAGUGCAUUGUACACAGAGACCUGAAGGCGGAGAACCUCCUCCUGGAUUCGGAGAUGAACAUCAAGAUCGCGGACUUCGGCUUCAGUAACGAGUUCACGCUGGGGAACAAGCUGGACACGUUCUGCGGGAGCCCGCCCUACGCCGCCCCCGAGCUCUUCCAGGGCAAGAAGUACGACGGGCCCGAGGUGGACGUGUGGAGCCUGGGCGUCAUCCUCUACACGCUGGUCAGCGGCUCGCUGCCCUUCGACGGACAGAACCUCAAGGAGCUGCGUGAGCGGGUUUUGAGAGGGAAGUACAGGAUUCCUUUCUACAUGUCCACAGACUGCGAGAACCUGCUCAAGAAGUUUCUCAUCCUCAAUCCAACCAAGAGGGGAAGCCUAGAGCAGCAGGUAAUGAGGGACCGCUGGAUGAACGUGGGCCAUGAGGAGGAGGAGCUGAAGCCGUACGUGGAGCCGCAGCCCGACUAUAAGGACCCCAGGAGGACAGGUCAGCCACGCGCUGGCGCAGAGGGCUGGAAGAGAGAUGUGAUGCUGCAGAUGGGCUACUCUCAGGAGGAGAUCCAGGACUCUCUCAUUAACCAAAAAUACAACGAGGUGAUGGCUACAUACCUCCUACUGGACUACAGGAACUCAGAGAUGGGCGAGGGCGUCAGCCUGUCAAUCAAGUCCCGCCAUGGAAACGACCUCACAAACAGCAAUGUCCAGUCGCCUCCCCAGAAGGUACAGCGCAGUGUCUCUUCCAAUCAGAAGCCCAGGAGAUCCGCAGACCAAGGCUCAUCCUACUCAAAGCGCUCCCAGGUGGACAGUAAACACAGCGCUGAGGAUUCUGGGAGGAAAGGGUCAGGCGGCUCCGCGAAAGUGCCACCGAGUCCCCUCAACGCAGACCGUAAGAAGAGCACUACCCCAUCCUCAAACAGCAUCCUGUCCACUGGUACGAGUCGCAAUCGGAGCUCCCCUGUGCCUGAUCGAGAAUCGGUUCAGAACGGCAAGGACAGCAGCUUGGCCACCUCAGGGUCCCGCGCCUCCACCGCCCCGGCCUCCGCCGUUCUCUCCUCCUCCUCCUCCUCCCGCUCCCGACACCACAAGUCCCUGUCCACCUCGGCCCACCCCAGCCCCCCUGACCUCCACGCACAGCUCCCCAGCACCACCCCUCAGAGAUUGGCAGUAGCAUCUCCCUCUGCCCAUAACGUCAGCAGCUCCACGGUGACGGAUCGCACCAACUUCCCCAGGGGGGUCGCCAGCAGAAGCACUUUCCACGCCGGCCAGCAGAGGGCAACGCGAGACCAGCACGCCUCCACUUACAACGGCCCCCCCGUGUCUCCCUCCCUCUCCCACGGCAACAGCCAGGCCCGUCGUGCUGGAACCGGCAUCUUCAGCAAGUUCACAUCCAAGUUUGUGCGCAGAAAUCUCUCGUUCAGGUUCCCCAGAAGGAGCCCGUAUGAGGGAGAGGGUCGGGAUGAGGCAAGCAGGCCAAUGCUGAGCACUGCAGACAAGCGUGAGAAGGCCCCCGUGGGGGACGAGAACAAGGACUCCCUGUCGUCCUCGUCCAACGUCCCCAGCUCGCUGACCCCGCCCCCGCCGCACUCACACCUGGGCAAGGACACCAAGCCGCGCUCGCUGCGCUUCACCUGGAGCAUGAAGACCACGUCGUCCAUGGAGCCCGGCGAGAUGAUGAAGGAGAUCCGCAAGGUGCUGGACUCCAACAGCUGCGAGUACGAGCUGCGCGAGCGCUUCAUGCUGCUGUGCGUGUCGGGCAACCCGGCGCGCGACGACUUCGUGCAGUGGGAGAUGGAGGUGUGCAAGCUGCCCCGCCUCUCGCUCAACGGCGUGCGCUUCAAGCGCAUCUCCGGCACCUCCAUCGCCUUCAAGAACAUCGCCUCCAAGGUCGCCAACGAGCUCAAACUGUGAGGGGUGGGGUGGGGAGGGGAGGGAACAGGAAGGGAAUUG